This is a messenger RNA of Musa acuminata AAA Group (dessert banana), 925 nucleotides long. Its product is annotated as prefoldin subunit 3. The transcript is spliced from 6 exons. Gene Ontology annotation, biological process: microtubule-based process; tubulin complex assembly; protein folding. Gene Ontology annotation, molecular function: tubulin binding. Gene Ontology annotation, cellular component: prefoldin complex; cytoplasm. Lineage: Eukaryota; Viridiplantae; Streptophyta; Magnoliopsida; Zingiberales; Musaceae. The coding region runs from base 152 to 730 and encodes 192 amino acids. The record is from RefSeq and is a predicted model, not a curated record.
AUGUGACGUCGAUAACUAAAUAAAUAAAUAAGAAAAAUGUUCGAAGAACCCUAAGCUGAGAGAGCAGAGAACUUGAAGUGCGGAAGCCGGAUUCGACCACCACCACUACUACCGGAGCCGAAGUCUUCCUGGGAUCCUUGCCUCCUCGCAAAUGGCGGCUGCUGCCUCGGCUUCGUUGCCUACUUCGCCCGCCGCGGUCACGGAGAGGAGGGGUAUCCCGGGAGCAUCAUUCGUGGAGGACGUCGAGACCUAUCUCAAACAAUCCGGCCUCGAUGCCAACUCCUCCCUCGCCUUCCUUCAAGAGAGGCUUCAGCAGUAUAAGAUUGUGGAAAUGAAACUUCUGGCACAGCAAAGGGAUCUCCAGGCAAAAAUUCCUGAUAUCGAGAAGUGCCUAGAUGUUGUUGCCACAUUAGAAGCCAAGAAAGGCACUGGUGAGGCACUCAUUGCUGAUUUUGAAGUGUCUGAAGGCAUUUAUUCACGGGCAAAAAUCGAGGAUAGUGAUUCGGUGUGCCUUUGGUUGGGAGCAAAUGUCAUGCUCGAGUAUUCCUUGAAAGAGGCAAAGGCCCUCCUAGAAAAGAACUUAGAAAAUGCUAAAGCCAGUUUGGAAGUCCUUGUUGCUGAUCUGCAGUUCUUGAGGGAUCAAGUUACCAUAACUCAGGUCACCGUUGCCCGGGUGUACAACUGGGAUGUUCACCAGCGAAGAAUCAAACAAGUUACAAAAGAAGAGUGAUCCUUUUUGCAAUAGCUUUCAGUCGCUAAACUGGAGCUCUCUCGGUUUGAUGUGUUUGCUUAGUUGCUGUUUCCUACGUUACAGUGCUACUCUCCUAGAAUGGGAUGUUGUUUUUAUGAAGUUAUUGUGCUAAAAAGAAUUAAUUAUUUAUGUCGAUCCUAGACGUAACAUAUUUCCACAGUACAUUUUUGAGCA